This is a messenger RNA of Polyodon spathula (Mississippi paddlefish), 5481 nucleotides long. Its product is annotated as vacuolar protein sorting-associated protein 8 homolog. Gene Ontology annotation, biological process: endosomal vesicle fusion; protein targeting to vacuole. Lineage: Eukaryota; Metazoa; Chordata; Actinopteri; Acipenseriformes; Polyodontidae. Gene Ontology annotation, cellular component: early endosome; HOPS complex; CORVET complex. The record is from RefSeq and is a predicted model, not a curated record. The transcript is spliced from 45 exons. Gene Ontology annotation, molecular function: protein binding. The coding region runs from base 36 to 4160 and encodes 1374 amino acids.
UCGAGUCGUUCACUCUGUGUGUUUCUGUUAGUAGAAUGUCUGAAAAUGAGGGAGACGACCUGUCCAGUUCUGAUAUAUUUUCAGGGAUCAGCUUGCCAGAGGCGGAAGAGCUGGAUGAAAAGGAGUAUAACAUCCCUCAAGCAGAAGCACUACCUACUCUGGAGAGCAUCUUAAGUGAGGAUGUUCUCUGUGACCAUGAUGUUGACCUUCUUCUUUCCGAGGAGCUUUCCCAGCUGACAGCAAUGCCUGAGGACAGCAGCAGCACUAACACUGAAGAAGAUGAAGAGCGAGCUGCCAAAGAUUCAGCAACUUCUGAGUGGAUAAAAGAGCCACCAUUGCCAGCCGUCAAGCAGGAGGCAGUCUUGCACCAUAUCACUCUAAAAGGGCUGUCUGCCCAGGUUACCUCAGCCGCAAACAAAGUAGAUGCAGGAACACCGACUGCAAUGGCUGUCUGUGGGAUUAUAGCAAUUGGAACAUCAAAUGGACUGCUCCUAAUCUUUGACUCUAGUCAGGUGUUGAAGCUGUGCUUGGGUAGUACAAGUCUUGGUGCCCAGUAUGGAGCCAUCUCAGCACUCAGCCUUAAUACUGACUGCACUCAGAUAGUCAGCGGGUUUACAAAAGGACAGAUUCUUCAAUGGGAUCUAGAAACAGGAAAGCUCCUCAGGACCAUUACCAGUGUGCUGCCUCUCGGCACUACAGUUCUCAAUGUCAAGUUCACAGACGACUCAUCUGUGGCUGUAUGCAGUGACAGCACAGGUUCAGUGUUUGAGCUUAGUUUCAAAAGAUCUAUGGGAAUCAAAACAUGUGAAGCACGCUGUCUUUUGAGCAGUGACAAGGGGCAGGUGUGCUGUGUUGAGCCUCUUCGCAUCCCAGAGGAUUUCUUAGGACAUCCAGCAACACAGUACUUAUUAGUAGCCAUGGUUUCCUUAAAAAAGCUUUUGGUUAUAAGUCUUAAACCAGUGCUCCAGGUGAUACACGCUUCUCCCUUUCUAAAGACUGACCCGUACUGCGUUCCAGUCCUGGCCUGGCACUUCAUGUUGAUCAAGGAAUGUGUUGAUCCAGUGUUGGCUUUCUGCAGAGGCUCCUCUAUGACACUGUUUCAUGUUAAAUGCACUGGGGAAAGCCUGGAAUGUGUCAAAAUUAUGGAGGCAAAUCAUCCAUAUGACAUAGUAAACGUUAAGUGGAUGAAUUCGCGGACUCUGCUGCUAAUUGACCCUCUUGACAAGCUGCAUGUUUUGGAUCGAGAGAGCCAAGAGGAGCUGGAGCUGUUGGACCUGUCUGGCAUGCAGCUUAUUCACACCAGCAGUUUUCUCAGGCCCUUGAUUCCUGGAGAGCACAUCAGUCCAACACUGGCUGAAAUAGGAGAGAAGGCCACGUAUCAAUCUGUGUGCACUCAUGGUGGGGAAACUGUUUUACUGGGUGCUAAGUCGGUGCAUGUCGUGUCUUUAAGAACUUGGGAAGAGCGGAUCAACUUCCUUGUAAAACAAGAUCGUUUUGCAGAAGCACUGGGUUUGGCCUGGGUGUUUUUCAAUGGAACUGCCAAAGCUGUUUUUGGUCUUUCUGGUAAAAAACAGAACAAGCAAGCUAUGGUGGCAAAUAAGGUGGCUGAACUGCUGUUAAAUUAUGUAGAGAUAUCUCUGAGGAGGUGUCCUGAACAAGGCAAGUUGGAGAUAAUGGAAGAGCACUUUCAGAAAACGAUACCACUUUGUGUCACCUGCUGCUUCAAAUUCAAUAAAAUGGAUCUGCUGUUUGGGGAGGUUUAUGAUAAGCUGAACCACAAUGCUGUAGCACUGGGGGUGCUGUUUGAGUGCCUUGAGCCCUACAUACUUACUGACAGGCUAAAGGACAUCACACCUUCAGUAGUGAAAGAACUGGUUGUGUAUUAUGAGAAUGGAGACAUGCUAGAUGCCCUUGAGUCACUUAUAACUCACCUGGACAUAACAACCCUGGAUCUACACCAAAUCGUUCUGUUAACAAGGAAAUAUAAACUUUUUGAUGCUUUGAUCUAUGUUUACAAUAAAGGAAUGAAUGAUUUCGUCACGCCCAUAGAGGAAAUGAUACAAGCUAUGGAGAAUGCUUUGAAAAGUGAAAACACAGAUGAACUUGGAGCUGUUGGCAACAAGAUUCUUGUCUACAUCAGUUGCAGUUUAACUGGCAGAGCAUAUCCUUUCGGAGUCAUUUCUGAAGAUCUUGUUCCUGUUGUCAAGACUGAGGUUUUCAGUUGCCUCACAAGAUUCCAUUCAAAGAAUGCUGAUCCAGAUGAAGGGCCGCACCCUUACAUCCGCACACUUCUCAAGUACAACACCCGGGAGUUCCUCAAUGUUUUAGCCCUGACAUUUGAGGACAUGCAGCAGUAUUCACAAGCUGUUGAAUUUCUGCAAAUAAUUACAGAUGCCUUGCUUAAGGUCAUGCUGGAGAGUGUUGAUUUUACACCAUCGCAGAUCGGCUCUCUCUUUACUUUCUUAGCUCGUCAGAUUGCCAAAACUGAAAACGCCCUUUUUGUGAACAUGCAGCUUUUUGACCAGGUUCUUGAUUUUUUGUGUAAUCCAGAGGAUGGGACCAGGCAUACAGAAAGACAGCAGGCCCUGCUGGAACUUUUGCAGGCAGGGGGUGCUAUUUACUUUGAUGAAGACAAGCUGCUUUCAAUGGCUGAGAAAAUGCAAUUCUACCAAAUCUGUGAGUUUGUGUAUGAGGAAAGACGUCUUUACACGAGCAUUGUUGGAUGCUACCUGAAAGAUGCAGCAAGAAGAGAUCAGGUAUUUGGGUACAUAAAUGACAUCAUCACUAGAGCUGAUCUAACAAAUGAAGAAAAAAUAGCAUUUCAGAAUGAGGUAUUUUGUAACAUACAGGAACUCUUGACACUGAGCCCCAAUCGGACUGCAAUGCUGAUACUGCAGAAAUUUCAAGACAGCGUUCCUUUAAUCUUGGAAACACUACAGCAGGAUUCCAAACUUCUCUUUGACUUUCUGCAUGGCAUUUUCAAUCCAAGAGUGGAGCAAUGGCCUUUUAAAAACGCCAGCCUGUUGAAUCAUGAGUUCCAUGAAAUGUAUAUUGAGCUACUGUGCCAGAAUCAUUCUGACCAAGUGCUGGGCUUCCUCAAGUUGUCGGACUUAUACAGGCCAGAGGAGGCAGUCAAGAUUGUGCAGAAACACCAGGUGUAUGAUGCUUUGGCAUUUCUCCUAGAGAUGCAAGGGAAUAUACAGGGAGCAUUUUCUGUCCUCUUAGAGCACAUGAAGUCACAACUACACAACCUAACAGAAUGUGGAGAAUCAGCCGUGGGACAGGAAGUUCCAGCAAUUCACUCCUGCGAUACUGGAUUGCUACAAACUGUACCUUCAUUGCUGAAGCAGAUCAUUGGUUUGUGUCAGCGAGCCUCUGGCACACUGGACACACAGCAGAAAGAGGAACUUUGGUUUCCUCUUUUGGAUUUAAUGAUGUCACCAGCAGAGUACUUAGAGUCUUCACUACCAGAUCAAGUAAUAAACAGUAUGAAGGCUCUAAUGAAAGAUGUGCUAGAAGGCAUGGCAGCUUACAUCCCCCUUACAGAUAUACUGCAAAGGCUUAUUCAAGAUCCCAUUUACAGUGUGGGCAACUAUGGAGAGAUAAAGAGCAUCAUCCUAGGAAUGCUUGACACAUUUGUUUAUGAGAAGACGUUAUUAGAGGCAACACAAAGCCUGCUGAACCAGGAUCUGCACUGGUCCCUGUGCAGUCUGAGAGCAACAGUCACCAGAGGGCUUACUCCGGCCCACAAGAUCUGUGGAGUCUGCACACAGCAGUACAGUAAGCACCGAGUAGGGACGGAGAUCAUUGUUUUUAGCUGUGGCCAUGUUUAUCACACAGCUUGUCUACAGAACAGUCUCAGUCAACAAGAGGAAGAGCAAGGGGAGUGGGCCUGCUUGAAAUGUUUGUCAGCUAACAAGAAGUGGACAUCAGUUACACCCGGGAAAGUUGGUCAUGAAACACAGGUGAUGGAACUGGACCACAGACAGAUUACAUCAUCAAAUAAUCUGAGAAGAGCAUUUAAAAAUCCUUCAAGGCUUUCUAUUUUAACAGAACUUGUGAGGCAAAACUCAGAUGGCUUCACAUUGGGAGGUGGGACUGAUCUCUUCCAGCAAGCAGAUUUUCAGCUGAAACUCGCUCCACCUCCUUUAGUAGACUAAACACGAGGGUACUUUUGUGGUUGUGCUCUUGGGUUCAUUUCUUCAAACAUAAUUGUUUUUUUCUCUGUGAAACCAAAUUGUGGUCGGUUGCAAUUAGUAGCUUACUUGGUGGAAUUCCACGAAGCUAGGAUAUACUUAAGCAAUACUUCACUCCUUUUUAUUCAUUUAUUUGUUAUACAUUAUCUCACAAAUAUUUGAAUUUGAAUGUGAUUAUAUAGUACUGUGAAACUAUCUUUGUUUGCUGUUGCCUCAGCAUUUCAGCUGCUGCCUUGUCCUUGAUUUCAACAGUUUUACCCAGGUGCUUGGUGUUGUGGGUGAUGUGAAACAUUCAUAACAACACAGUAUACAUGACUUCUUAUUUGUGCACAAGCUGAUAAAUAACAAGGGUGAUAAAUAACAAGGCCUCAUAUUUUCAAGAUGAUUUAAAUAAAAAAUAUGUGCUGAUCACGACCAAAGAAAAUAUAACAGAUCUGUAAAUUCUUUAGUUCAAAAGUACAAUAUAAGUUAAUUAUAACUCCCGUUUCAAACGACAUUGACGUGUCAUUCAGAAUUAAACAUUUCUACACAUGGUGGGGUCGUUUAAUUGAACUGUAAAAGAUGGCAAAUACUCUGCUAUUGUUUAAAUCAAUAAAACAAGACCCCCCCCCCCCCCGAUACUUAAGACUCUGAUUAGAUGUUUGAUUUUAUUAACCUUUGCCUUGUUUGAUUCAAACAGUGGUGGUAUUUAGACAGUUUAGCUCAAUUGAAUAGGCCCCUGCAUCUGCUAUAUUCCCAACAUUUAACACUAAAUAACAUACAGAGUCAGUUUCGUGGUGUUGCUGUAAAUCAGUUUUAAUUGUUGCUGUAAAUCAGUUUUAAUUGUGUUGGCAUACUCAUAUUAGCUUAUAUUUUAAAGUGCCUGUGUGUCAACACUGUGUAAAGUAUUAAAAAAAAAAAAAACUUUGGAGAAUAUCAUCAAUCCAGGGUAAUAAAUGUUAUUCAGAAUUAUUCAGUAUUAAUCUAUGCUCAGGAAGCUGCCACGACCAAAUCUGUGUGGCUGUUUAUGUUUAAUAAGAGAAUCUUAAUUAAAUGCUAAAUAUUGGGAGAUUUUUUUUAUUUUUUAAUUUAGUAAUCGCCAAUUAUUUUAUUAUUUUCUCCAUUGGCAUAUCCAAUUGUUAUUAGGCUCAGCUCACCACUACCACCUUUGCGUGGCUCAGCUCACCACUACCACCUUUGCGUUGACUCAGGAGCAACGAAGAUGAAGAUGAGCACACGCUGUCCUCCGAAGCGUGUGCCAUCCGCCAACCGCAUUUUUUCACUCUGCAGACUCACUUUGCAGCCA